AUGUGUUACACAAGAAAGGAGGAAGACAUCUUUGGCCAACUUCAAUUAAGAGUUCUUUUAGUAGUCUCGCUGGCUUUGCAGUGCACCGCGAAAGCAAAAUUAGCUGAAACUAAUAAAUUCCUGAGCGAUCAGUACGAAGAUGGGACAAAGUUAGAAUCACUAGUGUUAGAGCCACGACCGGCAACUCAAGACGAUACUGAAUUUAAGUUGAAGAUUAUACCAGUACCAAUUCUACACAAACUACAACCAUCACCGCCAUACAUGCAUCAAGAAAGAGAAAGAAACAUGAGUCAAGCUAGCUUAGCGAUUCCGUUACAAGAAGUACAUUUGGAAGAUGAACCGAACCAUGAAACAUCUAGCAAUAACGGAAUAUUAAUCCACCAAGAAAAAGAUCCAAAAUCAGAAUCACAAAAUAUUCAUAUAAUACGAAUGCCAAAAUGCGGAUUAGGGAAAUAUCUGGUACGCGGAUUUACACCACUAAAAGGUCAACAACCAUUUUUUCAACUACAAACAAAACAACAGGGUCCAGAUGGAGCGCCAGGAUUAACUAUAUUUUUGUGGUAAAAAGCUAAUAUUAUCUAUUUUUCAAAAAAUCAAAAUUUAAUACCACUCGAAAUA
Bactrocera latifrons is the source of this 618-nucleotide messenger RNA. RefSeq lists its product as uncharacterized. The record is from RefSeq and is a predicted model, not a curated record. The coding region runs from base 1 to 564 and encodes 187 amino acids. NCBI's taxonomy places the organism in Eukaryota, Metazoa, Arthropoda, Insecta, Diptera, Tephritidae. The transcript has 2 exons.